Messenger RNA from Saccostrea cuccullata (small rock oyster), 600 nucleotides. RefSeq names its product craniofacial development protein 2-like. The transcript has 3 exons. Bases 1 to 600 code for a protein of 199 amino acids. The record is from RefSeq and is a predicted model, not a curated record. Lineage: Eukaryota; Metazoa; Mollusca; Bivalvia; Ostreida; Ostreidae.
AUGGACAGGUACGACAUCCAAAUGCUAGGUGUAUGGGAAACUAGAUGGACAGGAAACGGGACUCGCAAACUUGCCACGGGUCAUCAGAUACUGAACUCGGGAAGAAACGACGAACAGCACAGCAGUGGAGUAGGCUUAAUACUCACUGAAGGUUAUAGUCUGCUACUCGCCUACAGAAGACAAAGAAGAAGAAGAAAAGGAUUUUACUAUGAAGAACUGCAGAGAGCUGUGGAGGAAACACCAGUUCAUGAUGUACUCGUCAUACUUGGUGAUCUGAAUGCGAAAAUUAAUACCAACAAUGAAGGAAAAGAAUCCAUUAUGGAAAAACAUGGAUGUGGUGUGAUUAACAACAAUGGUAGUAGACUAGUAGAUUUCUGCCUAGAAAAUAAGUGGAGAGGUACACUGCAGGAUGUAAGGGCAUUGAGAGAAGCUGAUGUAGGAAGUGACCACACCCUUGUCCUAGUAAAGCUGAAAUUGAAAUUGAGAAAGAUAAAGAAAGGGGAACAACGGUCACCUCAAGUGGAUGUAAGCAAACUCAAAGAUCCUGCACUCAUGAAAUCAUUUCAGCUGGAGGUUAAAAACCGAUUUACCAUCCUAUAA